Molecule: messenger RNA, 1056 nt
Organism: Trichoderma citrinoviride
Lineage: Eukaryota; Fungi; Ascomycota; Sordariomycetes; Hypocreales; Hypocreaceae
Product: ribosomal protein S7
Exons: 3
Coding region: 1-1056 (351 amino acids)
Biological process (GO): translation; ribosomal small subunit assembly
Cellular component (GO): ribosome
Molecular function (GO): rRNA binding; mRNA binding; structural constituent of ribosome
Source: RefSeq, a predicted model, not a curated record
AUGGCUUCAAGGGUGAACAUUUGGGGCGCAUGCAGGUCCUUGGCGCUCCGGCCGCGGCCUGCCCGCAUUGCAUCGCAGCCGUUCCGGGGCCAGAUAUUGUCGACUCGAUUCUAUGCCGAUGAUGCGACCAACAGGCCCUCCGGUCCUCCCAGCGGAAACCUCUCCGCCUCGCAAUCGACUUCCGAAUCAAGGCCUGGACAUACCAAGGCUUCUUCGAACGAAUUGGCUCAGAAUGCCUCGGCGGAGGCGACACCGGCCGAUGCGCUAGACGAUGCCGCGUUGGAACAGAUCCUAUUCGGCGGGCGGACUGUAACAAGUCAGCAAGAGGGUGGCUUGACGGAAGCGCAAGAGGAGGCUCUGUAUCGCGAGGGUGUCAUUCCCCCGCCAGAGGAGGCAGAGGCUGUUGUCGCCAGGUCAGAGGCCGCCGCCGAAUCGCAGUCAAUAGUCUCUGUCGAGUCGGAGCUGCAAAAAGCUGGCCACAAGUUUGGCCUGCCGCAGAAGCCCUACCCGGAGGGAUUCCACGUCAAGAAGCGAUACCAUCCUGUGCUGGAGCAAAUCACCAGGCUGCUGAUGCGCCACGGAGAGCUCAGCGUUGCGCAAAGGAACAUGGCCACGGUCAUGAACUAUCUCCGAACGGCGCCCGCCCCCAUCUACAGCCCGAAAUUCCCCCUCCUACCGGGAACACCCCCGGCCUCCCACCUCCCUCUCAACCCCGUUCUCUACAUCACAAUCGCCAUCGACUCCGUUGCGCCGCUCCUCAAAGUAAGGAACAUUGCCGGUGCAGGUGGAGGUGGCCGUGCUCUCGAGCUUCCAGUGCCCCUCGCUGUAAGGCAACGCCGAAGGAUGGCCUUCCAAUGGAUCCUGGACGUCAUCAACAAGAAGCCGUCAAAGGGCAGUGGGCGGAACCAGUUUGCCCAUCGGAUAGCUGAGGAGAUCAUUGCCGUGGUGGAGGGCCGGUCGAGUGUGUGGGAAAAGAGGAAGUUGGUGCACAAGCUUGGCACGGCGGCCCGAGCCAACGUGGGGUCCAACAAGCUGAAAGCCAAGAAGAAGAAAUGA